AUGUUAUUGUCGAUAUUGGUUUUACUUUCAUCCCUUACUUUUUCAAUUGCCGCUGAAUUCAGCGCAACAAAAUUAAUUGAAGCUUUACAAAAAUGCUACAAAUCUGGAAAUAUACAUGACAAAUACAAUAUAACCAUUUUAGAGAAUUCCGAAACUACAACUGAAGGUCCUAGUGAGCAAGUUGUCCAUAUUGAACCUUGGGAAAUUAGGUCUUUUGAAGGUAAUGGAAAGGAUUCUGAAAUUAGAAAAUGUUUAUUGGAAAAUCUCGCACUUGUUCGUGCUGUUCUGUUGUCCCCGAAUUGGAUUUAUUUUGCUAAUUGUGUCCCUUCUGAUGAUGAAGAUUUGGAUAUUGGAGAAUAUGAUCCCUCACAUGAAGAGCCAUUUGGGUACAUAAGGCCCAAAAAUCUACAUUCUGGACUUUAUCAUAUAAAUUUUUGCCUAAAUUCAAUUCUGCGAUUUCACAAUGUUUUAUCGUUAUUAGAAAUAGGGCCAUAA
Lodderomyces jiufengensis is the source of this 495-nucleotide messenger RNA. RefSeq lists its product as uncharacterized. The transcript has a single exon. Bases 1 to 495 code for a protein of 164 amino acids. Lineage: Eukaryota; Fungi; Ascomycota; Pichiomycetes; Serinales; Debaryomycetaceae. The record is from RefSeq and is a predicted model, not a curated record.